Molecule: messenger RNA, 486 nt
Organism: Saccostrea cuccullata (small rock oyster)
Lineage: Eukaryota; Metazoa; Mollusca; Bivalvia; Ostreida; Ostreidae
Product: anterior pharynx in excess protein 1-like
Exons: 5
Source: RefSeq, a predicted model, not a curated record
AAAAGACCUCUGCAGUUACAGAGAAUUCACAGCGUCCUAAAACUGAGUUUCUAUGUUGAUCAUUAUGUACACCAGCUGCAUUUGGUUCCUCCUUUUGAUCACUGGAACUGGAAUUGAUGCUAGCCCUUGUACGAAAGUAAUUAAAAACGUAGAACCUUACGAGGUCGUAGAGUGCACAAGUCGCAUUUGGGGAAAAUGUACUCACUAUGCUACUUUAUGGCGAUAUCGCGUGUCCUAUAGACGGACAUGUUGUGCCGGAUAUGGAGGUUAUAACUGUCAACCUAUAUGCAGCAGAUCCUGUCAUUGGCGUGGUAGUUGUGUUGCUCCUAACGUCUGCCGCUGUAGGAGUGGGUAUACUGGAAGUUCCUGUCAAACACCUGUCUGUAAUCCUGGCUGUCAGUUUGGGUCCUGUACAAGUCCUGGCGUUUGUUCUUGCUACCAUGGGUACACUGGUAGUCGUUGCCAGACACGUAAAUAUUUUUUAAG